Molecule: messenger RNA, 780 nt
Organism: Capsaspora owczarzaki ATCC 30864
Lineage: Eukaryota; Filasterea; Ministeriida; Capsasporidae
Source: the annotation of a RefSeq genome assembly
CAGUCUUCCAAACAUGCUUUUCAUUCGCGUUCAAUUCUCGCCGACUGACGACGACCCCACCCAGGUCCAGCUGCAACAACUGCAGUCUCAGCCCCAGGCGUCGUCUGAGCCGCGGAUGCUCGCGCUGAGCGACGACGUGACGCUCGAGACGCUGCUCGGCAUUCUCAAGCAUGCUGACGCGACGACCACUCCAACAACCCGCGCUCGCUCCACCACGGAUGCAUUUGCUGAUGAUGAUGCGCCAGUCUCGGCAUCGUCGUCGUCGUCGUCGUCCGAGGACUUUGCGUUGCUCCCGUCGCCCUCCCUGCUCAAGUAUCUGGACGUGGACGGCGAUCUCAUCACGCUGGCGUGCGAGGAGGAUUGGCAGGAAGCCAAAUUGCACGGUCUGCACCCCCGCGACCACGUUCUCCAGCUUGUUGUCAACGCAUCCGAACCAUCCGCGUGGCCACCGCUUCCCCAAGACGCGCAGCAACGCUAUGCAGAGAUUCUGUUGAAUUCGUCCGAGGACGACGACUACAUGUUUGUCGCACCCUCGCGAGCGAACGUGGCAGAGUCACCCGCGGCCAUCGCUGCAAACGAGCAAGUACAACAAGACAGGAAUGAAGACGCUUCCCCCGCUCUGGCCGCUGCUGCUGUUGCUGCUGUUGCUGCUGCUGCUGCUGCUGCUGAAGAAGACUCUCCGCUGGUUGUGCUGGACGACGAACCCGUGUUCAACUGCAACGCCCAGGCCCCGGCCGAGGCUCAGGAGGAGCAAGUGACAUUGCCCGUCGUCGUUGCUGA